Molecule: messenger RNA, 3123 nt
Organism: Maudiozyma barnettii
Lineage: Eukaryota; Fungi; Ascomycota; Saccharomycetes; Saccharomycetales; Saccharomycetaceae
Gene: KAP120
Product: Kap120p
Exons: 1
Coding region: 1-3123 (1040 amino acids)
Biological process (GO): protein import into nucleus
Cellular component (GO): nuclear envelope; cytosol
Molecular function (GO): small GTPase binding
Source: RefSeq, a predicted model, not a curated record
AUGUCUGUUUCGAAUGGUGCUGCAAGCUUAACGGAAUUGAAUGUGAAAGAUACAUUAGAACAUGCCAGUAAUCCUCAACAUGCUGGUUCACAAGUUCAACGCCUCGCAGAAGAACAGUUGAAAGAAUGGAGUAUGAUUCCAGGGUUCCAUUACAUAUUACAAUCUAUAUAUUUGGAUCUAUCAAAUUCUUUGCAAAUUAGAUGGUUGGCUGUAAUUCAAUUCAAGAAUGGUGUUGAAAAAUACUGGAGAUCCACAAGAAUUAACGCUAUAUCAAAGGAGGAGAAAGCAUCUAUUAGAAGUAGACUCUUUGAUUUGAUUGAUGAACAAAAUAAUCAAUUGUGUAUACAAAAUGCUCAAGCAGCUUCUAGGAUUGCUAGACUAGAUUUCCCAACUGAAUGGCCAACAUUAUUUGAACAUAUUGAACAAUUAUUAGAGAAUGAACAUAUUAAUAGAGAUGAUAUUAAACUGUUCAAUAUAUUAGUACAUGUAAACCAAAUUGUAAAAAUUCUAGGAACAGCAAGAAUCGGAAGAUGUAAACCCGCAAUGCAAAGUAAGAUCCCGCUUAUUUUCCCUCUUAUUGUGAGAAUAUACUUGCAUUCCUUUGAUCACUGGACUUCAAGGUACACCCAGAAUAGUACAAUAAGAGAAUCAGAUGAACUGACCAAAUUGCAAGUUUCUUAUCUUGCAUUGAAAGUAUUGAGGAGGAUCGUAUGCGAGGGUUAUGAAAGGCCUCACAAAGAUGAAUCCGUGUGCGAAUUCAUUAGAUUGACCAUAUCACAUUUUGAAUUAUUAAUUAACAAUCAAGAAAAUUUGGGUAAAUUACAUGUAUACGAAAAAUUUAUUAAAUGUUAUGGUAAAUUAUACUAUAAUACUGUUACCGAUUCACCAGCAAACUUUAUUUUAUUACCGUCGUCUACCCAAAUUUUAAUUGUGUACACGAAGUUGUUAUUUGAGAAGGCUCCUGUUGUCUAUACAGAGAAUUCAGAUACUACUGGUGACUUUUGGGAACAAACUGUAAUUAAGGGUAUCCUUUUAUUGAAAAAAGUAAUCAAUUUUGUCUGUAAGAAAAAUGUUAUAACAUUACGUGCGAGAAGUGAUAAAAUUACUGUAGAAGAAGCCAUUGAGAAGAUCAGUAGAGAAUUUUUAAAUGAAGAUCUGAUUAAAAAAUUGGUAGAUGUUUUGAUGAAUUGGUAUUUGAAAUUAAGACCAGCAGAAUUAGAAAAUUGGUUUAUAGAUCCAGAGGAAUGGAUUAAUGAACAAAUGAUGACAAGUUACGAAUAUCAAAUUCGUCCAUGUGCAGAGAAUUUCUUUCAAGAUCUGAUAAAUAAUUUCUCUGAUUUAUUAGUUCCAUACUUAUUGUACAAAAUCGAAAAUGAGGCUGCCUCUUUGACUAAUUCAUCUGAAGAUUUCUUAAAGAAAGAUGCCAUCUAUGCUAGUUUCCAAUUGAGUAGCAACGUCGUUGGAGAUAAAGUUGAUUUCGAUAAUUUAUUAACUACUGUAUUCCUUCCGGAAGCCUCGAACACCAAUGUUAAUUCUGAUCAAUUGAAAUUAAUUAGAAGAAGAGUUGCAUUGAUUAUUAAUGAAUGGUCAGUAGUUAAAUGUUCAGAAGCUAGUAAAAGUCUUUGUUAUAAGUUUUUUGGUGAAUUAUUAAUAACAGAAAAGGAUAAAGUUGUAUUACUAACUGUUGUUCAGGCUUUAAGGACAAUGAUUGAUGAUUGGAAUUUCGAUAAAGACACUUUCGAACCGUAUCUUAAUGAUAUAAUCACUGUCCUACUAAGAGAAAUCCUUCCAUCGGUGUCUUUGACAGAGACCAGACUGUACGUGCUAAAUGCCUUGACAGAUAUUAUUAUUCAAACAAAGCCAUUAUUGAACAAAGAUUUGUUAAUAGAAAUCAUGCAGCGUGUUCCUAGCCUAUGGGAAGUCUCCACUAAUAAUGCAUCUGAAACAAUUUUGUCAAACGCCUUAUUGAGAUUGCUGAAACAUUUAGUGUCGUCAUUGGGUUCAUAUUCAUAUUUAACCUGGGAAAUAUCUAUCCCACUGAUUAGGUAUGCAUGUGAUCCUUCCUCCAGUCAAUACCAAUUACUUAAUGAAGACGGGUUUGAAUUAUGGAGUGCACUAUUACAACAUUAUUCGGUGAAAGAGCAUAAUACUUUUGACCCUGAUUUUAUUGAACUACUUCCAUUUUUAGAAUAUGCAGUUGAUGCAAGAACAGAAAUUUUACCAACAUUAUUGGAAAUUGUUAAAAGUUAUACUUUAAUUUUAAACCAGUCUGAUUUCCUUUCUUCUGAUGCAAUGUUGAAAAUAUUUGAAGAUAUGGCAAAAUAUAUAUUGACGUUAAGAGAAGAUUCCUUCCAGAUUAUAUUACAAGUUUGGGAAUUGUUGAUUCUUUCAAAUGAGUAUGGUGGUGAAAAUUUGCUAUUUUCGAAGCUUUUCGAAACUGGAGUAACAAGAGCCAUGUUUGAUGCUAUUUUCUUAGAAGAAUCAUUAUCAUCGUAUCAAUGUGGACAAAUCUUCCAAAUUGUGGGUAGAUUAGCAUAUCUGAACCCAGAUGCGUUACUUGAAUCAUUAGCUCAAUAUCAUCGUUCGUUACCAACAAUGAAUGAGAAUGCACACCUCCCAAUGAAGAACAGAAAAAGUAUUUUCAGUGAUAGCUCAUUUGAGGUCGUUGUUCAAAGAUUUUUAUCUCAAUGGAUUGUUUGCUAUAAGGAAAUUUAUGAUCCUAAGUUUAAGAAAAUUCAUAUCAUGGGUAUGUCUAGUCUAUUGAGAACUAAAAUGAUAGCCAUUAUUGGGGAUCUGGGAAUAAUUAUUUCCUUAUGGAUCAAUAUGAUGGAGGAAAUAAAUGAAAAUUCUAAUGGUGAUUGUGAAAAAUACCAUUUGAAUGAUAUUGUGACUGAGCAAUCUCUUACGUAUUAUCCUUUAACAAAUGAACAACUAAGACAACAUGAAUUGGAUGAGAGGAAUGAUUUUGUACACCAUAUCAGUUUCAAAGAUUUUAUUACCCAAAUUUUGAAAUUCUUGGAACAAACGUUAGGCAUUCAAGGGUACAAUGAGUUACUAAAUUCAGUCAAUCCAGCUUUACUAGAAAACUUACAACUUUUCUUAUCUGUUAAAUCUCAACAAUGA